AUGGGUAAAUGCAAUGACCUCCACAGACUCGAGUGCCCAGGAGAGGGAAGGUUUCCUGACCUCAAUGCAUGUGGGCAGUUUUACGAUUGCACCUCUGACAGCAACGGCAGCUACGUCAUGACCAGGGAUUACUGUCGGGGCUUCGUGUACAACGCCACUGCCAGGACUUGUAGUGGCGAUGUUCGGUGCAAAUCGCGCAGAAGCCGGAGCCCGCCUAUUGCAAGCCACAAACACUCUCAUUUGUGCGAGUUCAAACCCGACAGUUUCCAGUGCGCCGAUUGCAAGAACUUGGUCAUGUGCAUCAAAGGGCAGGCUUUCAUCCGCCGGUGCACUAGCGGAGCGUUCUGUGACAAGAGAGAGCGGUUCGGAGGCGCCGUGUGCUACCCAGGGAGGCCUCAAGAGUGCACCUGCGAGAAGCCACACUCCCUGCGACAAGACUUGUACGACCCCCAGAGGUUCUUCUCCUGCGAGAGUGCUGGGUCGAAGCCCGAGGGUUACAGGUGCCAGGAUAACAUGAUCUUUGACGAAGCCCUUGGCCUGUGUCGGAACAAGGAAAGCACGCUCUCAUGCACCGAAGCGGGCUUGUUUGCCAUUCCGAAAAGCUGCUCGGAUUACUUCUCCUGCAUCCCGCUCCGACACGGCUGGGUGCAGCGGUUCUACAUGUGCACCAACAACAGGUACUUCAGUCAGAAAAGCGAAGCGUGCAAAGACCCUUGCUCGGGGAACUUCGUGUGCACCAUACCGGGGUACUUCGGCGAUCCGUUUGAUACCCGCCGGUUCUUCGUCUGCUUCGAUGACCCGCUUCGGAUAAUAAAGAUCCAUUACCAGUGUCCUACAGGCCAUGUCUGGAAUUCGAACUUUACACGGGGAGCAGAACAGUGUGUGCCGGAUACUGAAGGACGCUCCCAGGCCCCGUGUUUCGUCCCAAUCGAUAGUUGUCCGGAUGUCUACAUGUUUGAGGAAACGGGCAGAAGCAUGCUAAGUACAGGAGCAUGUGACCAAGAGCCUUGUUUCCCGGGCGUCUCGUGUAACCCGGCGGUCGAGGCCCCCUUCUACUCCUGCGACCCGUGCCCCCCUGGUGCCGAGGGGGACGGGGUGCUGUGUAAGUGUGGCGUCGGUUUUGCGGGUGACGGCAGGGAGUGCCACCUCGACUCCGACCUUGACGGCUUCCCGGACAGAGACCUCGAUUGCCCUGACCCUCACUGCCGCCGGGACAACUGCAUCGCGGUGCCAAAUUCCGGCCAAGAGGAUACCGACGGCGACGCAGUAGGGGACGCCUGUGACGACGACGCUGACGGUGACGGCCUUGGCACCUUCGAGGAUAACUGUCCCCUAGUCUCCAACCCCCUGCAAGAGGACGCCGAUUUUGACGCGAGGGGCGACCGCUGCGACAACUGCCCCUACGUCCCUAACCCUGAACAGAAGGAUACCGACGGGGACUUCGUUGGGGAUGACUGUGAUGACGAUAUAGAUAAUGACGGGAUUCUCAACGAAAUGGACAACUGCCCCUUCACCCCCAACGCCCACCAGGUCGACACUGACGGCGACGGUGUAGGCGACGUGUGCGACAACUGCCCCGAGGACGCCAACCCCUGGCAGGAGAAUAAGGACGAGAACGCAGCAGGAGAUGCUUGUGACUUCGACAUUGACUCGGAUCGCGACGGCGUGCAGGACAGCGCGGACAACUGCCCAGUUCACGCCAACAGUGACCAGGUUGACGUAGACGGCGACGGUGCCGGCGACGCUUGUGACAAGGACAGUGACAACGACGGCGUGGAGGACGACCGUGACAACUGUCCGCUUAUUCCCAAACCAAAGGAUUCUUCCUUCGCCGACGGCCGCUACCGUGGUGACGCCUGCAGGAGGGACUUCGACGGCGACGGAGUUGAGGACGCCAGCGACAACUGUAUCAGGAAUCCUACUGUGCAUAAGACUGAUUUCAGGUCACUGCAAACGGUGUCUCUGGAUCACGACCACUACAUCUUUCCUCCCGAAUGGGUCGUCAACGAUAACGGAACGGAAAUACACCAGACCAAGAGCACCGACCCCGUUCUGGCCGUUGGUCCUCAUAACCUGGGAAAUGUCGACUAUGAGGGAACGCUCUACGUCACGGAUCAUUCGGACGAUGACUAUGUUGGGAUUGUGUUUAGCUACCAAACCAACGCCAAGUUCUACGCGAUGACGUGGAAAAAGGAAACGCAGUUCUGGAGCGCCUUGGCCGAGAAAGGCGUUCAGCUGAGGGCCAUCGACUCCGCAACAGGGCCAGGCCGGGAGCUGAGGAGGGCGCUGUGGGACUCUGGCACCACGGACGGCCAGGUCACAGUGCUGUGGCAAAACGGAACCCUCGGCUGGCACCCGCACGUGGCAUACCGCUGGCAGCUCCACCACCGGCCCGACCUAGGUGUCAUGAGGCUGUUCUUGUACGAGGGCAGGAGUCUGGUCGCCGAUUCUGGGAAUGUUUACGACGAUACGCUGAAGGGAGGCCGGCUGGGGCUCUACUGCUUCUCCCAGCGGGCGGUGGUCUGGUCCAACCUGAGAUACGCCUGUGCUGACGACCUUCCAAAAGCCAUGCUGGACGAUUUGCCUCCGGAGAAGAGGAGUCAGAAGGCGACCUCACUCAGGACACGCACGAGGUUACGACCCCUACCACCCCUGUCCCCACGCCUCCCCCCGAGAACCCCGCGAACCCACGCCUCCCCCCCCCGCGGACCCCACGCCUUUCCCCGCGAACCCCACGCCUUCCCGCGACCCCGCGAACCCCACGCCUUUCCCGCGGAACCCCACGCCUUUCCCCGCGGACCCGCGACCCCAACCCCACGCCUUUCCCGCGGGACCCCGCGAACCCCACGCCUUUCCCCGCGGACCCCGCGAACCCACGCCUUUCCCGCGGACCCCGCGAACCCACGACCCCGCCCCACGCCUUUCCCCGCGGACCCGCGAACCCCACGCCUUUCCCGCGGACCCCACGCCUUUCCCCGCAGCCCCCGCGGACCCACGCGCGAAACCCGCGAACCCCACGCCUCUGACCCCGCGAACCCCACGCCUUUUCCCGCGGACCCCGCGGACCCCACGCCUCCCCCGAGUACCCCGCUUGGUGGCAAGAUUACUGACGAUGAAACGGAUGAUAGGCUACCGACGACAAGGCUACUGGUUGGCUGGACUACUGACGUCUUGGCUCCUCUGUGCCUGGACUACUGA
Molecule: messenger RNA, 3198 nt
Organism: Penaeus vannamei (Pacific white shrimp)
Lineage: Eukaryota; Metazoa; Arthropoda; Malacostraca; Decapoda; Penaeidae
Source: RefSeq, a predicted model, not a curated record